Molecule: messenger RNA, 2714 nt
Organism: Malania oleifera
Lineage: Eukaryota; Viridiplantae; Streptophyta; Magnoliopsida; Santalales; Ximeniaceae
Exons: 3
Coding region: 293-1456 (387 amino acids)
Molecular function (GO): nucleic acid binding
Source: RefSeq, a predicted model, not a curated record
GUCUUUCCCUCUGCAUUGGAUUGGGGAAUAAAAAAAAAAAAAAGCAGCAUAAGUCUGAACCCUCUUUCCAAAUUCAUUCCUUUUCCCUUCGUGGGAUAAGAGAGGGGGGGAAGACGGGAGGCUUCUUCUCUUUAAUGCUCUGGAGAGGCCCUCUCCCUUCUUCUUCUUCUUCUUCUUCUUCUUAGACUUUCCUUUUGCAGAAAGGGACAGGGAGGAAGAAGAAGGUACUCAGAGAGAGAGAGAGAGAGAGAUUGGGGGAGGAGGUCUCUUCUUUCUUUCGUCUUCUUCGGCCAUGGAUGCAUCAUCGUCUCAGCCAUUUGGUGAGAGGGAAAGGGAGCCUUGCGCUUCUCUCGUGGACCCUUUUCUUGUCGAGGCUCUUCAGAACCCCCGUCAUCGUCUCACCAUUCUGCGCAUGGAACUCGAUAUUCAGAAGUUUAUGCAGAAUUCCAAUCAACAGCAAUUUGAGUUCCAACAUUACCCCACUUCCUACCUUCGGCUUGCAGCACAUCGUGUUGCUCAACACUAUGGUUUACAGACCAUGGUGCAGGAUAAUGUUAUAGAUGGUCUGGGAAAUAGAAUUGUGGCAAGAAGAACCGCAGAAUGUAGAUACCCUUCUAUCUGUUUAUCUGAAAUUCCUGCUAAACAGUCAGAAAAUGAUAAACCUGAGAAUAUUAAAAUAGCCAUCAGGCCUAGGCCUAAUAAAGCUUCAUUGGAUGAAGUUAAGGAAAUUGGGAGCAACCGUUGUAAUGUGAGAACUGUCGAAGAGAGGAAGGAGGAGUAUGAUAGGGCCCGGGCUCGCAUUUUCAGCGCUCUUAGCAGUCCUGAACCAGAAGAUACUAUGCAUCAGGCAAUAAGCGAGGGAAAGUAUUUGUGCUUAUGUGGAGAUGAGAAUGAUGGUUGCAGAAACUCCAUGGUUGAUCCAGAAAAAAGCCCUAGCAUCAGGGAUGGUGGUACUGCUUCUCGAGUCGCCAUUUUUAGAGAUAGAGAGAAGGAUCGCACUGACCCAGAUUACGAUCGGAGUUAUGAAAGGUAUGUUAGGAAUCCUCUAAGUAAUCAAAGCUUUAGUUUGGCACCUUUCAAUACACAAAAAAUUCAAUUUCCAUUCGUGCAAUACGAUACUGGUUUUCCCCAGCUGGGUCAGAUGCCAAGAAGUCAAGCCUCUGUCAGUUAUAGGUCUUCUUCGAGUCCAAUGAUGAAUCCCUAUGCAACAGGAUUGAGUCAGACAUCUGGUGAUGCUGUUUACAUGCAGUGGCCAAGUCCUGCAAUGAUGUAUGCACAUUCAUAUGAGCAGUUUAGACAUGCUGUUUUCCAGGUAAAUGCCAUUCUCUUAUUUCCAGUAUGCAUCUCUUCUCAAAUUUUACUAAUGAUUCUGAAUAUAUUAGGAACUGUCAGCUAUAGCCGCACCAUAGAUUAUGCUUUGGAUUUUGCUUUCUGUGAAGAGUGUGUUUUUGCUUAGGGUUUAAUUAUAUCGUGGUUAAGAUUUUUAUGGACCAGUCUGCUUUGUAAAUUUUGUAAUGCAGUUAAAUCAUGCCCUUCUCUAGCCAUAGUUCAGAUCAAGUUUCUGAUGUAAUUGGACGUUAAGUCACUGCAUAUUAGUUUUAAAUUGUUCAAAUGGGUGUGCCAUGUGGUAAACGGCUUUUUAUAAUUAUGUGUACAUAGAACCAGACUGCAACUGCAAGUAUACGCCCAUGAUAUUGAAGUGCCUGUGCAUAUUUGCAUAUUUUUCUAAAUUGAUUGUAUGGGCGUGCACAUGCUAAAUGUCUUCUCUUGAUUAUACAUGUAUUUGCAAUGACGUUGCUGUUAUUUAGGAAGGACUAGAUUUGAAAUAUCACUGGACUCGUGCUAGUAUGUGAGCAUAAUAUUGUAUAUAGAAAUUAUGAUGCACAUGCUUGCAGUAUUGUUGGUCGUAUACAUUUAUAGUAGGGGUGGUGAAGAUGUGCAGUAUCUAAUAAAAAAACAUGCGCUGAAUCUUUUGGGAUUUGUAUGAUGAUUUUGUUUUCCUUUGAUGCAAGUGGACUUUGGAAAUGCUUGUGCUAGCUGUGUGGGCGUUUCCAUGGCAUCUGAGAAGAAAUUGCACUUGAGUGGGCAUGAUUUUGGAAUGUGUUCAGAAAUUUCUUACACAAGGUUCAUAUGAAACUUUAGGGCACUUGUAGUGCUUAAUUUUCAUUUGAUGCCAAGGCUUCAUGCGCUUCACCAUCUCUAUUUCUAUACAAACGCAACAACUUAUUUUCCUGCUGUCUGUAUUUGUGUAGUUGUGUGAAGUAAAUGCAACAACUUAUUUUCCUGCUGUCUGUUCUUGUGUGAUUGUGUGAAGUGAUUUUGUUUUGGCCCUCUUUUGUUUAUGUUUUGGCAGGCACCUUUCUGUCAGCAGCAGCCUCUCAGCUUUGAUUAUUCUCAAAACCAUUGACAUUAUAGGUGGUGGUGGUGGUAGUAGGGAUUGUGUAAAACCAAACAUGCAGAUUUCCUAUCCCUUUUUAGAGCCCCGCAGUUCUUGACGGUAGGAUUCAGUUUGAUUCAGUCCAGUGCCCAACAAGACAUUUGUUUGCAGUUGGUUGGCUCCUUUCCCAGUUCUUAGAUUUUCUUGUCAGUUUAUUUUUAUUUUUGUACAAGGGGGUUAAAAUGAAUUCUUAAAAAGCACAUCUUCGACUAACUGCUACUUUUGUGUAAUGGGAUUAAACAUUUUUAUAUCUUCAUUAAAUGCUGACUUCAGUUAA